Scatophagus argus is the source of this 2586-nucleotide messenger RNA. RefSeq names its product spermatogenesis associated 7 (gene spata7). NCBI's taxonomy places the organism in Eukaryota, Metazoa, Chordata, Actinopteri, Scatophagidae. The transcript has 12 exons. Gene Ontology annotation, cellular component: axoneme; ciliary basal body; photoreceptor distal connecting cilium. Gene Ontology annotation, biological process: microtubule cytoskeleton organization; photoreceptor cell maintenance; protein localization to photoreceptor connecting cilium. The coding region runs from base 210 to 1991 and encodes 593 amino acids. The record is from RefSeq and is a predicted model, not a curated record.
AGAGCGUGAUGACGUUGCCAAUCAUAGCAACCAGCAUGGCGACGGGGAAGCUUUACUUUGCUCCUCAUCUGCUUAUGAGCUAGUAUUGGAUUGUCGCCCUCACGUUACUUGUUUAUCUUGCAGCGUUAAAAUGUUUACAGUUAAGUGCGUUGUGGUUUCUGGAUGUAUACAAGCUCUGCCGUCGCUUUCCCAGAAUAUCUUUGAGGAAAAUGGGAUACGCUGAGUGUAACAUUAUCAUGGACUCGAGAACAGGGAGUGUAUCAUCUGGAUCGAAGUGCAGAGCUGGUAUUACAGGACAGGCUUCAAAAAGUAGCCCUUUCUGUCCUCGCUCCUCCAGUAAGUUAACACAGUCCAUUGUUAAAGACCACAUGGUGUCUCAUUAUAAAAAGGUUUACUCAGCUAAAGCUGCCAUUGAUGCCUCAGUACCCAAAAGCUUAAUAUACAGUGUAAAGUACAAUGACCACAUCAGACAGGAGCGGUUACGGAAAGGGGGUCGUCCUCAAUCAGCCCACUCUCCCUCACAGAUGAAUAGCAGAGCCUCCUGUUCCUCAGCCCAAAGUAGAUUAUCUGUGCACUAUGAUGACAGCACCUACCUCUGCUCAAGAAGUUCCACCGUCUCCAGCCCAAGGUUCGGCAUGUCCUUUCAUGCCAAGGAGAUAGUUUAUCCGUCGAGUAAAGUCGGUUCACAGAACCUGUUUCAUCAUGCACGCCCAGCGUCAGAAGUAAUGUACCGGAACCCAGGAGCGACUUCACACAGAAAGCAGUCAGCAUGUUCACUGGAAGCUUUGGUAGAUCAGAGUUCCUACAAGACUUUUCAGGACCCCGUUCAGAAGACGUACAGUGGAGACUUGCUCAAGAAACAUUCACAGCACUUUACCCAAGACAAACCUUUCACCCCUAAGACCCUGAAGUCAGAGAAGAGUUCAUAUCUGUCAAAUUAUCGCUACUACAGGGCACCACGGAGGAAACCUACUCAGGAUUACACUCAGUCAAGAUUGAUGGGGCAGGAGACAAAUCAUGGAAGCACGAAAACGAAGAAAUACACACAGGAAUUUUAUGAGCCAUCUCAGGGAUUUAGUACAGAGCAUGAGUGGUCCGAGGAUGAAUUGAAUGGCACAUACUUAUCAGCAGCUAGACAACAGAGUCGAGCAAGCAAGAGCAGAGACCGAGAUUUCUUUGACUCCGCAUCGAGGGUCUCACCAGAAGAUUGCAGAUCUCCUCUUAUGAAGAAUGUAUCUGCAGAGGAGGAAGAAUUAAUGUACCUCGAAUUCAUUUCUGCUGUAACAGAUGACAUCUUGUCCAGAGGGCACAUCUCUGACAGGGUCCUGGACAGGGUGAUAAAGCACCAUAUUGACAUGAAUCGGCAUCAGCUUGAUGAGGGUAAAAUGCGCCACCUUCUGGACGUGCUGCGUAAAGAUUUUGAAGAGCCAACCAACACGUCCAUGUGCAGUACGGAGCUUGAAAAUGGUCUGCUUGAUGCAUUCCUACCACAUCUGGAAUCAGGGGGGAACCAAGUGAAGACGAGAGAAAAGAAUCAUCUCUUUCCUUAUGCCUCACUAAUUAAAGACUGCGAAUCACCAGCUUAUGCUGAUCCCCUUCUGGUGUCUACACCAUUAUGCUCUCCUGAAAGGACUGCUUCACCAACUAAAAAGAUGGAUGAACCAGAUGAUAAUCUGGAAAAGGGAAUUAGCUCUGUUUCGCUCAGUGAACAUGUUUCCAAUAAUACAGAAAUCAAUGAAGAGGAUCUCCAUCAAAUAGGUACAACACCGUCAAACAAAGUCGGCAAUGACAACCAUGAAUAUGUCACUGUAACGAGUGACGAAUGUCUUCAUCAAGACCAAGCUGAGGAUGCACAGUCUAAAGAGCUUGAGGAUUUGGGUACAAGUUUGUCAGGGUCCCUCCAUGUGUCUAGCAAUACACAAAACCUCAAUGUGGAGACCACAGAGCAACAUAGAAAUACUGUUGAUUCUGUCAGUGAUGAUGAGUUCUGAGUUUUACUGUAUUCAGGGAUUGAAUGUCCUUUAAGACCAAGUAAGUGUUUUUACAGAGAGUAAUGUAAUAUUUGACAUUUCUGAAAGUAUAGUUGAUUGUUGACUGUUUGUUUUUCACUGUUUUUACAAGCCCCACCAGUGAAGUACUGUAGUUCAAUUUAGCUUUUUUUUCUUUUUAAAUAAGAAAAACAUCUUUUAUUUUCUUUUACAAAAGCACAAACAAGGUUUUGCAGGUACAUCAGAGACUUGAAUGUCUCAUUUGGAAUAUUGUUGAGUGUGCACAAACUUGAGUGGUUGAGUUACAGUAAUGUUAUAACUUUGCAAAGAAUAGUCCAGUCCAUAGCACUGCACUGAUGUCAGACAUGUGGAGUUAGUGGUAUCCUGUAGUUUGAGGGGAUAACAGUGUGCCUAGUAAGAUUUAAGUAUGAUGUAGCUGCAAUUUACAUUUUCAGAUUUCUAGAGAAAUAAUUCUUAUAAACUCUUGAAUUGUUUAAUGUGUUUGACUUGACAUAUGCCUCUGACAUGUAGCUCCUAGGAAUCGACUGUCACCAGAAAGUGUCUUUACGAUUGCAAUAAAUUUUCUAUUCUCCUGUUU